AUGGAGACUUUUAAUAAUUUCUAUGUUCUAUAUCCUGUAUACUUUGAUGCAAAUAAAAAAAUUUCAGAAGGACGGAAAUAUCAUAAAAAUUUAUGCGUCUCUUCACCUACUUUUUUAGAAAUUACUAAUGCGCUUAAGUAUUUAGAAAUUGAUUGUACAGCAGAAAUAGAUAAAAGACAUCCUAGGGAUUAUUUUAGAAGUGGCAGAUUUAAAAUUAACAAAAUGUAUGGCAAGAAAAAUUUGAUAGAAGGACUUAGAGAUACUAUCAUUAAAAGCAGAAUAAAAAAUUCUUCUGUAAAACCUGUCCAACGCAUGUCGACAGAAAAAGUACCAGAAUUCAUUACCACAAAAAAAGGAGAAAUUAUUGAAAAUAAGUUAAACUUGGUGGCGAGGAAGAAAAAUAAACAAAAGAAAAGUAAAAAAAAUAAAUAA
Molecule: messenger RNA, 432 nt
Organism: Vairimorpha ceranae
Lineage: Eukaryota; Fungi; Microsporidia; Nosematidae
Product: signal recognition particle protein srp19
Exons: 1
Coding region: 1-432 (143 amino acids)
Biological process (GO): SRP-dependent cotranslational protein targeting to membrane, signal sequence recognition; SRP-dependent cotranslational protein targeting to membrane
Cellular component (GO): signal recognition particle, endoplasmic reticulum targeting
Molecular function (GO): 7S RNA binding
Source: RefSeq, a predicted model, not a curated record